UAAAACGUUCCUACUUAUGGAACAACUUUGAGGAAUUCCGGCUCACUCAGAACAUGCGCGUUUCUGCACUAACAGAUACUCCAGAAGAACAAAAGAAGAUCGCAGAUUUUGCGGACUGGAUUCUAAAUAUUGGAGAUGGAUUAGUUGGAAAUAAAGAAGAAGAGGCAUGGGUACAUAUACCGGAGGACUUACUACUGCAGAAAGGAGAGAACCAAUUAGAAACAAUCAUCAACAGCACCUAUCCAAACCUAUGGAUGAACUACAUGAACCGAACAUACUUAGAAGAGAGAGCCAUCUUAUGUCCAAGAAAUGAGAUGGUCGAUGAGGUAAAUUCUUACAUCAUGGGUAGAAUAGAAGGUGAAGAGGUCACCUAUCGAAGCUCAGAUACAGUGUGCAAAGCAAUGUCAAAUUCAGAAGAUGGAGACCAUUUGUACCCAACAGAAUUCCUGAAUAGUUUGAAGUGCCCUGGAAUACCAGACCACGAAAUACGGCUGAAAGUUGGACUGCCAGUUAUGCUGCUACGGAAUAUCAACCAAAGUGAGGGCUUAUGCAAUGGUACGAGACUAACUAUAACACAGCUAGGCAAAUGGUUCAUAGAAGCUCAGAUAAUAACAGGGACAAACAUUGGAAACAAGGUAUAUAUUCCAAGGAUUAUUAUGUCACCAAGUGACUCAAAAUGGCCGUUUGUAUUGAAAAGGAGGCAAUACCCAAUAUCAGUUUGUUUUGCAAUGACGAUAAAUAAGAGUCAAGGGCAGUCGCUAAAACAUGUGGGGCUAUAUUUACCAAAGCAGGUUUUCAUACAUGGCCAACUCUAUGUGGCGGUAUCAAGAGUCACAAGUAGAGAUGGACUUAAAGUUCUAAUUUCAGAUGAAGAAUCUAAGGAAAAUAAUUCGGCAAAAAAUAUUGUGUACAAGGAGAUCCUUUAGUCAAGAGACCUUACAGUAUUUCUAUUUUACUCUAUGUAACCUUCUUCAAAAGGAAUUUCAUACGGAUUUCAGAUGAAUCAGGUAUUUCUACGGACACACAUGACUAUGUUUGCAAAUUUGAUCUAGCACUCAAACAAUCUGUAGUCUGUGCAUUGCAUAAUCAGUAUUAAAAAACUACA
This is a messenger RNA of Triticum aestivum (bread wheat), 1105 nucleotides long. Its product is annotated as ATP-dependent DNA helicase PIF1-like. Gene Ontology annotation, biological process: DNA replication. Gene Ontology annotation, cellular component: replication fork. The coding region runs from base 54 to 926 and encodes 290 amino acids. The record is from RefSeq and is a predicted model, not a curated record. NCBI's taxonomy places the organism in Eukaryota, Viridiplantae, Streptophyta, Magnoliopsida, Poales, Poaceae. Gene Ontology annotation, molecular function: helicase activity; ATP binding. The transcript has a single exon.